This is a messenger RNA of Prunus persica (peach), 3642 nucleotides long. RefSeq names its product protein NLRC3. Gene Ontology annotation, cellular component: perinuclear region of cytoplasm; cytosol; nucleus. Gene Ontology annotation, molecular function: small GTPase binding; GTPase activator activity. NCBI's taxonomy places the organism in Eukaryota, Viridiplantae, Streptophyta, Magnoliopsida, Rosales, Rosaceae. The transcript has 20 exons. The coding region runs from base 202 to 2040 and encodes 612 amino acids. Gene Ontology annotation, biological process: nucleocytoplasmic transport; activation of GTPase activity. The record is from RefSeq and is a predicted model, not a curated record.
CAGGGGAAACAAAGUUUGGACAGUGUCUCGGUAGUUGAUAGACUGAUCGCCUGCUGCUGGUUUGUUCGAUAACAAUCUCAGAGACCCCGCCGCUGCAGAAUACUAUUAACUCUGCAACACAAACCUCCAUAGCCAUAUCCGUACAUACGUCGCCAAGAACAACCCUCUCUAUGCCCUUCUAACUUCUAUCUCACUCACCCUAUGGGCUCCGCUUCCGCCAUCUCUCUCUGCUCUCAUCCUAAGAUUCUGCUGCGGCCCCUCACGAACAAGCAGAGGCUGCAAUCUCAAUGCCAAUCCCAAGGUUCGGGGAGUGCUUGGCUGGGCUAUCGUACGCAGGUUGUGUUUUUACCUCCUAUCCUUCCGCGAAGGAGGAGAUGCUUGGUGGUAAAAGCGGCUUCUGCGGCUGAGGGAGGUCCUAGAAGGCCCGCCAGUGCUCGGAGAGUGUAUAGAGAAUCACAGAGCGCGAGCUCAUUGCCUGUUGCUCCAGUCAAGCAGCUCGCUUCCUUCGUCGUUCCCGCCGCCUCAUUCUUUGCCGUCACUUUCGUUUUGUGGAAAUUGGUGGAGAAAAUCCUUGUUCCAAAGCGGCAGAGGACUUCAUCUGUUGAAAACAAAACGCCUGCCGAAGGAAUGAAGUGGUCUUUUGCCGCCGGUUCAAAUUUGCUUACAGGUUUUGGUGCAAAGAUUGAGAGAGAGUCCAAGCUGAAGCUCAAUGACUUCGCCAAGGAACUUAGGUCAUUCAGAAGUGUCGACUUGUCAGGGCGUAAUUUUGGAGAUGAAGGAUUAAUUUUUCUUUCUGAGAGUUUGGGUUACAAUCAGACUGCUGAAGAAGUGAGUUUUGCUGCAAAUGGAAUAACUGGAACUGGAAUAAAAGCCUUGGAUGGUGUUCUUCAAGCUAACAUUAUGUUAAAGACUCUUAAUCUUUCUGGAAACCCCAUUGGAGAUGAAGGCAUUAAGUGCCUAUGUGAUAUAUUGGCGAAUAAUAAUGGUAUUCAAAAGCUCCAGCUCAACAGUACUGACUUAGGGGAUGAGGGUGCAAAGGCUAUUGCAGAAAUGUUGAAGAAUAAUUCAAGCUUGCGUGCUCUCGAACUUAACAACAAUAUGAUCGACUACUCUGGAUUUACAAGUCUUGCUGGAGCUCUUGUUGAGAACAACACAAUACGGAAUAUACAUCUGAAUGGCAAUUAUGGUGGUGCCCUGGGGGCCAAUGCUUUAGCGAAAGGACUUGAGGGGAACAAGUCUUUAAGGGAACUUCAUUUGCAUGGAAAUUCUAUUGGAGAUGAAGGAGUGGCUGCUUUGAUGUCAGGUUUAUCAUUACAUAAAGGUAAACUUACACUUCUAGAUAUUGGCAACAACUCUUUUAGUGCAAAAGGCGCCUUUCAUGUUGGUGGAUAUGUCAAAAAGACCAAGAGCUUGUUAUGGUUGAACGUUUACAUGAAUGAUAUAGGUGAUGAGGGAGCUGAAAACAUUGCAGAUGCUUUGAAGCAAAACCGGACAAUAACAACCAUAGACCUGGGAGGAAAUAACAUCCAUGCCAAGGGAGUCACUGCCAUAGCUGAAGCGUUGAAAGUUAAUUCUGUCAUUACAUUUUUGGAGCUUGGUUAUAAUCCCAUGGGACCUGAUGGGGUGAAGGCUUUAUCCGAAGUUCUCAAGUUUCACGGAAACAUAGAAACCCUUAAGCUUGGCUGGUGCCAGAUUGGUGCAAAGGGUGCAGAGUUCAUCGCGGAUAUGUUAAAAUAUAAUACUACAAUACGCGUUCUGGACUUGCGGGCAAAUGGACUUCGAAAUGAAGGUGCAUCCUGCCUGGCUCGUAGCUUAAAAGUGGUGAAUGAAGCUUUAAGUUCGUUAGAUUUAGGGUUCAAUGAAAUCAGAGAUGACGGGGCGUUUGCAAUUGCUCAAGCACUGAAGGCCAAUGAAGAUGUGACAGUCACAUCUCUGAACCUUGCGAGUAAUUUCCUCACCAAAUUUGGGCAGAGUGCUUUGACAGAUGCAAGAGACCAUGUAUAUGAGAUGAGUGAAAAAGAAAUCAACAUUUUUUUCUAGAAGGCUUACUUAUUAGACUAGAAAUGUGGGUGGUAUGUGGGAAACGAGGUCUUUUGGUUUAUUCUUUUUCCCAGGAAGCAUGGGUAAGAACUCCAAUAUCCAAACUUGUGGUUGAAAAUUUUGAGUUCUUAUCGACUUCCACUUACUGAGGAACAAAUUGGAAAUUUUGACAUUGAGAGAUCAUAGUUAGCUCUUCAGUCAUAGAUAGGUACUGUUCGUAAGGCUUUUCUUUUUCUUUUCAUGGGUUGGGGGUUGGGGGUGGUGUUAUUCACUAGAGAGUUGAAGUAUAAGUCUACAAAGCUUUGUAUCUUUCAAUGUACUGAUAAAUUCAGAUAAGUUUUUGUAAUGAUUUAUUAUUAGUAUUUAGUACCAAGACCAACCAAGAAAAGAUGAGUGGUGGUGCCUUUAUAAAUUAGAGAAGUGAGUUUUGAGGGUGCCGAUGCAAUGCAAUGCCAUAUGGCCUUGGAUGGAUGAUUCUGUUGAACUGUUAAGCGGUGUAGCGUGUGCGUGGCUCACUUUGGAAACAGCAUUCAUGUCGUAGCUGGGAACAUUGACUGUUGUGUCACCGCACCACCGCCUCAACUUCUAGUGAGCUAGCUGGUCCUCUUGAAAUUUAAGUGCAGGACACACCCACCGUUUCAAUUUCUGUGCCUUGGCCCACUUUUUAUUUUUGUUCUGCACUCGUGGUUUAGUUCAGUUGGGUAAAGUUGUGCAUACGCUCUUUGCACUUGAGUUCUAUCACCUUCUUCGUAUAUUAGAUUAAUUUAAAAUAUUAUUUUGUUUGAAAGAAAAAAAAAACACAAUAAUUCAGACAUGUUCGACAUUAUUGAUUCAAAAUCCGUCUUGUAACAAAAGAUUGAUUCAAAAUUCAUCUUGUGACAAAAUAUGCACUAUGACGUAUCAUUCUCUUUAUUUUCAUUUUUUUUUUCAUACAUACAUUAUGCAUGCAAUACAACUAGAGCAGAUCUGUCUCCUGUAUACAUGCAUACUUCCAAUCCAUGCAUCCAGCCAGCUCGUAGCCUGCCUCCUGCAUCCUGCUGCCCAUCACCAUUUUUAUUUCAAAUUCAUUUUUUAUGAUCUUAUCUUAUCCUAAAAUAGUUAUGUUAUGCAUGCAUACUAUUACUGGUUCACAUCCAAAAAGGAAAGACGAGAGAGAGAGAGAGAGAAGAGUAUAUCUACUUCUUGUAAGAUAUCAUAUGUUUGUAUUACAAAACAAAGUCAGCUACUGCCAAAAUGGGGUCUGUCAUGGUUUCAGACCCCGAUGGCGUCGUACUUAGUUGAAAACAAAAUCACAAAAUAAAACGACACUGUUGUGUUCAUCAUCUAAUUAAACGCAGAAGAGUAGAAGACAAGACAUGCGCAAUAUGGGAGAAGAUACAUGGGCAAUAAGGUAACUGUAUUAUUAAGAGGCAACUGCUAUGCUAUGUAUAUCAAGAGCUCUGCCUUUCAGUUCCGGAUAUAUACAACACUGCUUCUGCUUGUGUUUAAAUUAAAUGGCUUUACGCUUGCUUCUUGUUAUGGCGGUUUUGCUCUUCUGCAUGGAGACGCAGGUCUCAUCUGAUUCGAAUAUACAAGACCAUGAAACCCAGGUGGUGAAAGGGG